AUGGGAAGUGUGGCGCCCUAUCAAGAUCCGACCCACCACGGCCUCAAGGACCACGAGAGGCUGAUUGACGAGAUCCUACAUGAACGGCCAUGGACCCAGCCAGGGACUUGCUCUUCUGUCCUCGAUAGACUCCCCGCCGAGAUCCUUCACGAAAUCCUCUCCUACCUACCGGCUCAGGAUCUUGCCCGCGUGUCUUCGAGUUGUCAAGUGCUUGCCGAGCAUGGCGCUGACGACCGACUAUGGGCCAAACUGGUCAACUCACAUUUGCCCUCUUCGAUCCCUGAUCCGGGACCCUUCUCGUCAUUUCGACGCCUAUACCUUGCCCAUUUAUCAUAUUGGUUCAUCCCGCAGUAUAAGAUCUGGUUCGCGGACAAUGAGCACACGGGCAACUUGAUUCUGGCUCGCUAUGAUAACCGAAGGGGCGUAAUCGAGGGCUACCGAUUACUCGCAGACCGAGGCAGCCCCAGCUUCCAAAUUUGGCAGUCGAACCCUGAUGUCAUGAUCCAGUCGUUUGAUCCCAAGGUCGUCUUGUGGCUAGACGACCCUGUAUUGUUUCUCAAAGACCCGGAGCCUACAAAGCCUAUAGCUGCAUGCCAGACUUGGAAGAUGGAGCGUCGAAUGCCGAUGGCUGCAGAAACUCAGAGUGUCUUUUGCUCACUAUUAUUGUGUCCCAAAGAGAACUCGUCCUUGCAGGUUAACCAAGGGCCAUUAUGGCCCCCUCUGACCAUCCCUAGUCAACACCGUAUACGCAGAGAAAAUUCCCCACAGAGAUUGCCUGACCCUGAAUGCUUAUCUCAAGCUUCGGAGAGAGCAUUUCGAAUCCGGAGAUGGGCCAACUUCCAGGUGGUUUCCCCAGGCCAUAAUGAAGCAAGGACAACGUAUGCAACGCUUGACCCCAGCUUGUAUGUCCCAACUAAGGAGAAGCCAUAUCAAGGCAUCUGGGUUGGAGAUUACUCAGCGCACGGGUGUGAAUUUCUUUUGUUUAUUCAACGAGGUGUUCAGACCCAGAGCUCAGACCAAGCAGACUUUGGGGGAUUGGUUCAUAGCGGCAGUUUAGAAGCAGUCAAACUCACGGGUGAUCCAAAUGUUCCCCGUGGUGCUAUAUCAUUCGUGGCCCAUGACAUUGGCCCUGGAGGUCUCGUCCGGGUGGAUGACAAGGAACCCUUUGAGAAUGCACGUAUUGUGCGGUGCAUGGGUCAUGUUGCCGGUAUUGGCUUCCAGGAUGACACGUUCAUCACCUCUCAACUUAUUCUUAUCUCACCGGAUUAUAUUGCGCAUUACUGGAAGGAAAUGGGCCACGUCUCCUACUACCGCAGAGUGGACAUUGAUACUCUAAUCCAGAUAUAA
This is a messenger RNA of Penicillium verhagenii, 1347 nucleotides long. RefSeq names its product F-box protein. The transcript has 3 exons. The record is from RefSeq and is a predicted model, not a curated record. The coding region runs from base 1 to 1347 and encodes 448 amino acids. Gene Ontology annotation, molecular function: protein binding. NCBI's taxonomy places the organism in Eukaryota, Fungi, Ascomycota, Eurotiomycetes, Eurotiales, Aspergillaceae.